Exophiala spinifera is the source of this 2106-nucleotide messenger RNA. RefSeq lists its product as uncharacterized. The record is from RefSeq and is a predicted model, not a curated record. Gene Ontology annotation, biological process: nucleoside triphosphate metabolic process. Lineage: Eukaryota; Fungi; Ascomycota; Eurotiomycetes; Chaetothyriales; Herpotrichiellaceae. Bases 1 to 2106 code for a protein of 701 amino acids. Gene Ontology annotation, molecular function: nucleoside triphosphate diphosphatase activity; ribonucleoside triphosphate phosphatase activity. The transcript has a single exon.
AUGGCGCGAACCCGUGAUGGUCUCCUGUCAGAGAAGCGCUACGACGACGACGCCGCGACCCUGGUCCCUUCAGAUGAGGGCUCCGAAGAUGAGAGCGAUGGAAGUGCAGGGGGUGCCGACACUGUCCAAGAUGGCGAUCGAGAUAUCCUAGACGAGACAGAAGAGCAUGAGAAUCUCCUGCGCAAGCCAGGUAAACUCGACGCUGUUCGGGAACUCGCUGGCAUACGUGGCAGUAAACAAAACGGGGCCAGAAAGACUGGGCGUCGCAAAGAUAGACUGAAAUCAUAUGGGAGACGCGCCAAAGGGGAGUCGGAUACAAUGUUCGAGAUGGAAGGUGGUUUCAAAGACACAAGUUCGCAAUCAUCCACAGAUUCCGAGAUCGAGGGGACCAAAUGGGAUAGACGAGCGCCUGCGAAGUCGCAUCGGGGACGCCUUACACUGUUGUUGCUCGCCAUCAUCGCCCUGUUCGUUUCUCUCGUCUUCGGGGCGUACAAGGCUUCACACAAACAUACUCUUGCUCCAACAGUCCAUCGGCUGACCCGAUUGUCCAAUGGAACGCACACUUUUCGCCCAACGACAAUACUCAUAUCACUGGAUGGCUUCCGAGCCGACUUCCUCAAUCGUGGCCUCACCCCUGCUCUCAAUGCCUUCGUCGCAAGCGGUGUAUCGCCAAAGUACAUGCUUCCAUCCUUUCCCUCAGUCACCUUCCCCAACCACUUUACGCUUGUGACAGGGCUGUAUCCCGAGAGUCAUGGCAUUGUCAGCAACCAGUUCUGGGAUCCUGACUUUCAAGAAGAAUUCUACUACACAAAUGUCGGUGUUUCAAUGCAGCCUAAGUGGUGGACCGCGGAGCCAAUAUGGGUGACGGCAGAACACCACGGUGUACGAUCAGCAAUCCACAUGUGGCCUGGCUCCGAGGCUCAUAUUCCGGAUGUCGAGCCUACUUAUCUUGACAAGUACAAUGGAUCGGAGGAUCUCACUCGUAAAGUCGACAGGAUGCUACACUGGCUCGAUUUGCCAGGUGACGAUGAUGGCGGCGACGACGUAACUGAGAAACGACCACAAUUGAUCGCAGCGUACGUACCCAACGUCGACGCAGACGGGCACAAGUACGGACCCAACAGCACCGAGAUCAGAGCAACAAUAGCCGACGUUGACAGCAUGUUUGUCAGUCUUGUGGAGGGUCUCUAUGCGCGAAACCUGUCUGAGAUUGUCAACCUGGUUGUUGUAUCAGAUCAUGGCAUGGCCACGACCUCGAAUGAUCGUCUUGUGCAGCUUGACGAUUUGAUGGAUAUGUCCUUGGUGGAUCACAUCGAUGGAUGGCCUCUACGUGGCCUGCGACUGAAGAACCCAGAUCGCGAUGUUCCGAUUUUGUAUGAGCAACUCUCUAAGGAAGCCGCAAAGGCGGGGUCGUUCGACGUGUACACCCUGGAGACGAUGCCUGAACGUUACCACUUUUCCAACAACGACAGGAUAGCACCUCUCUGGAUAGUUCCGAAGACAGGAUGGGCCAUCGUGGAAAAGUCCGGUUUCGAUGUCGCCGAGGCACAAAAGACGGGUCAAGAAUAUCAGCCGAAAGGUCUGCAUGGGUAUGAUCACGAGCAUCCUCUCAUGCGAGCUAUUUUUGUGGCCAGAGGUCCCGCAUUCCCGCACAAGCCAAACAGUCGGCUGGCACCGUUCCAGAAUACCGAGGUGUACAACAUCGUGUGCGACUCUUUAGGCAUUGAGCCUCAUCCCAACAACGGAACUUUACGAUUACCGUUAAAGCCGGAGGGCCUACAUAGCGAUGCCGAUGCCCCAGUCGUUGAUAUACCCGCAGAUCCAAUCGACCAAGGCGAGAACGUCGCUGAUCCAGAACCCGAAAAGCCUCAAGAUAGUCCUCCUCAAGAACAUGAAGAGGAUCCGGUCGAUGCCACAGAUCCGGUCGGUGGAACGGAUCCCGAGCAAUCUGAUGAUCCUUCCGAUGAUGGCGGUGGCGCCGACGAUGCAAAGAGCAAAUGGUGGAAGUUUCUCCACGAAGGACUUCAGAAAGCCAAAGACUGGGCCAAGCAAUUUGUCGAGUCAAUCAGGGGCAACAAGAAAGGCGAAGGUGAUCCUCCUGUGUGA